Molecule: messenger RNA, 1806 nt
Organism: Odontomachus brunneus
Lineage: Eukaryota; Metazoa; Arthropoda; Insecta; Hymenoptera; Formicidae
Product: glyceraldehyde-3-phosphate dehydrogenase 2-like
Exons: 5
Coding region: 158-1156 (332 amino acids)
Biological process (GO): glucose metabolic process
Molecular function (GO): NAD binding; oxidoreductase activity, acting on the aldehyde or oxo group of donors, NAD or NADP as acceptor; NADP binding
Source: RefSeq, a predicted model, not a curated record
GCGCUCGCGACGACGCACGAAGCGCGACGGUCACGCCGCAUCCUUCGCGAACGUGCGCCGCUUAUAUCAGCGCUCCGUGCCCUUCAAAUGACACUACUUCGUUAGUAACCACGGCGGACGAAGCAGGUUUUUCUCGCGUUGCAAUCAAAAAGACGACAUGAGCAAGAUCGGAAUCAACGGAUUUGGCCGCAUCGGCCGCCUCGUGCUGAGGGCUUCCUUGGAGCGCGGUGGUCAGGUCGUCGCCAUCAAUGAUCCCUUCAUCGGUCUCGAUUACAUGGUCUACAUGUUUAAAUACGACUCCACCCAUGGUAAGUUCAAGGGAGAAGUCAAGGCUGAGGAUGGCUGCCUAGUCGUCAACGGAAAGAAGAUCGCCGUCUACAGCGAACGCGAACCUAAGGCGAUUCCAUGGGCAAAAGCUGGCGCUGAGUACAUCGUCGAGUCGACCGGCGUGUUCACAACCAUUGAAAAGGCAUCUGCUCACUUAGAAGGCGGCGCCAAGAAGGUCAUCAUCUCCGCUCCGUCGGCCGAUGCGCCCAUGUUCGUCGUCGGUGUGAACUUGGAAGCUUACGAUCCGAGCUGCAAAGUAGUCUCCAAUGCCUCCUGCACCACCAACUGCUUGGCACCUCUUGCCAAAGUAAUUCAUGACAACUUCGAGAUCGUCGAAGGCCUCAUGACUACUGUACACGCGAUUACGGCCACUCAGAAAACCGUCGACGGACCUUCUGGCAAGCUGUGGCGUGACGGCCGUGGCGCAGCGCAAAACAUCAUUCCCGCUGCGACUGGCGCUGCGAAAGCAGUCGGCAAGGUUAUUCCAGCACUCAACGGAAAGCUCACCGGCAUGGCCUUCCGCGUACCCGUGCACAACGUAUCCGUGGUCGACCUGACGGUGCGACUCGCCAAGCCCGCUACUUACGAUGCUAUCAAGGCCAAAGUGAAGGAAGCUGCUGCCGGCCCUCUGAAAGGCAUCCUGGGCUAUACCGAGGACGACGUGGUCUCGUCCGAUUUCAUCGGCGACAAUCACUCUAGUAUCUUCGACGCCAAGGCUGGCAUAUCUCUCAACGAUAACUUCGUCAAGUUAAUUUCGUGGUAUGACAAUGAAUUCGGUUACUCCAGCCGAGUCAUUGAUCUGAUCAAGUACAUGCAGGGCAAGGACUAAAGGUCCUCAGAAAUCGAUUAUUCACUCAUGUCCUGGCUAGUUCUGCGAUCUCGUUGUACGGUUAAACAGUUAUGCGGGCAUAUCACUGUUGUAUAAAAAAAAACACCCCGUAUUAAUCAACAUUGUUAAUUUGUAGCAGAAAUGUACACAAAGUAUGGGGUGUAAUACAUUCUUUCUCGCGCACUCGAUACGGUCGUAACUGAAUUAAUGUUUUGGUCGUCGAUUGGAACGAGAGACGAACUCUAGCGUUUAUCCAUACCUAAAAGUCCGCAUAUAUUUGACUUGUGUCGGAAUUAACUGGUCAACGAACCAUAAAUGUAAAUGUGAACGUUGUAACGUAAAUGUUAAUGCGACGGAAUCUAUAUAAUCGCGAAGUUUGUGUUCGUAGCGGAGAAACAAGUUUACGAUUUCAUUCACUAUAAACAUAAUGAAUGCCGAUUUCUGAUGAUUACGCGUACGCGCAGAUCUUUCAGUACUGAUGUCCUGUUGUGAUAGGGAUAGUGACACGCGCAUAUAUAUCACUUUUCACUUUUUUUUCAUUCGUUCAUUCAUACUAGAGAGAAACCUCAGAAGUAUUCGUAAUUGAACAUACGAUUACCAUUAUUUUUCAUUCAUACAAUGACAUCAAUAAAAGUUGUUAUGAAACUAAA